Molecule: messenger RNA, 813 nt
Organism: Parathielavia appendiculata
Lineage: Eukaryota; Fungi; Ascomycota; Sordariomycetes; Sordariales; Chaetomiaceae
Exons: 1
Coding region: 227-712 (161 amino acids)
Source: RefSeq, a predicted model, not a curated record
UCUCCAUGUUCACAGCCCAGAACAGGCGGGAGAAGCGACAAAGAAACGGCGGCAUAAAACGGAGAACGUAGCGUCCGGUGGCCGUACUGCAAAGGUGACUGUGUAUUUAUCUGGUUUCAUUUCGGAGCGUGGUGCGCAAGACUAUAUCGAUCGGUUGGCCGUCGACGUGGUUAACGAAUUCCAAGGCAUGGCUUUGAUCUGGAUGUUCAUCGGCUUUCAAUAACUGAUGAGCGGUGACCAAAGUGCUGUCUGCUCCGUUUCUCGCCCCACAACCCGGUUAACGUGCAUGUCGAUGCAGGAGCCGGGUACCCUGCUUCUUCUCCCUUGCAAAGUCCGCUCCCAAAAUAUUUCCCGGUCUUUGUCCUCCCUGCCAGAGAGGCUGCACGGGCUCAAAUACCUUAAUGCUUGGUCCCUGCUUCGAGACAUUCUCCUCAGACAAUCCCCCCACCUCCAGGUCGACAUUCAGCAAGCGAGUGCUCCGUCAUCGAGGCGCAAGGCGAUCAUCUUUCUCCCUGUCGCACUCCCUCUCCCACCUGCCUGUGUCGGCGCAAAUUUCCGUACAUUCCAAACAAUCGGACUCCAGUUCUUCCACGUUGUCAGACGGAGAACGCUCGAGAACCGGCUCCCUGCAUUCCGCUCCUCUCCGUACAGCCCGCUCCCUCUCGGCUCGGAUCGUCCUGACCGUUGCACACCGCGAAUUUCAGCGCGCUGAAGCAUGCGCUAAAUCAUCCUCUCCUCUUCCCACAAAUUUGCCUGCCGCGCAAUUAUUCCCGCCGACGCGUCUCCUGCGUUCGACCGUUUCAGAAUGAAUUC